This is a messenger RNA of Schizosaccharomyces japonicus yFS275, 2025 nucleotides long. RefSeq names its product ubiquitin-protein ligase E3. The record is from RefSeq and is a predicted model, not a curated record. Gene Ontology annotation, cellular component: cytoplasm. Lineage: Eukaryota; Fungi; Ascomycota; Schizosaccharomycetes; Schizosaccharomycetales; Schizosaccharomycetaceae. The transcript is spliced from 2 exons. Bases 1 to 2025 code for a protein of 674 amino acids.
AUGAGCUCUCAGAAAACCUCCUCUGCCAGCAAGCUUAAUGCUCAUUCAGCUUCAUUUGUUCCUUCUGUCUCUUCAGCGCCUCUGAAUACUGCAUCAUCGCGUGCACAAACCCCGAACAAAACCGGCACACUCGCGAAUGCACCUUCGAAUCAGCCGAAACGUGGUCGUGGCCGAUCGGCAAAGGGCAAGGCGGCCGCUCCCCGAAAGAAUCAAGGUCUUGCUGGCAGCAACCAGUCUCAAAGGAACCGACGCCGAGCCAACAAACGAAUUGAAUCUGUCGCAGACUCAGUUGCCAUGACUUUGGACGAGGGAGUGGGUGACGAAUACGAUGACCUUAUAGACAUGCUAGUUGCUAAAGGCGGCGGUCGUGUCAAUAAACGUGGACAGAUGAAUCUGAACCACUUGUUGAAUUUUAAGUUGCCUCCUCGGACAACAUCAUCAACUGCAGCUGCUCCACGUCGACCCAAGGGAUAUGCAUCCUAUGGCUAUGGUUCUGGUCAUCAUCCAAUGGACAAGGCAAGAUUUGUAAAUGCCAAUUAUCGAUUUGUUGUAUCGCCUUUGGGCGAUUACACGAUGCAGGUAAAUAAUCCUGAAAUGCCAGUGCCUUGGGAGGAUGUUUGGCAAGUGCUCUCGUCCGCUGACAGCCAAACGGCUUCAUGUCCUUUCUGUUUGGAAGAGGCUAAAGAAGCAACAAAUAGUAAAAUACGUCCUAAAUGUGGCGCCCGUACGUGUCCUAUUUGCUGGGAUGUGCUUCGUAUGCGUGAUAUGAAGCCGGUUCGUUGGGUCCACACUUCCAACUAUCAACGACUCGAGGAGAAACAGAAGCUUCAACUCGUACUCUACAUUCGCGUUCCCGGAUCCGUGUUAGCGCUUCCUCGUACACUUGGUUUACAUCAGGACAUGCAAGACCCAACAAUUCGCGAUAACCUUCCUCGUGUAACAUCCGAGAAAGCAAAGUUUGCUCGUAUUCUGUUGGGCUCGCAUGAGUAUCUGGUCGAGCAAUUCCUUGAGGAGAUUCAAGAACUCACCAGGGUGCAGGACGAAGAUCGCCAGUUGUACGGUGAGUCGGACGUUUCCUACGAAAAAGCCAUCAACACGAUUUCUGAGAACAUUUCGCUUUACUCACAAGAAGCGUCGGACUCUAUUGAACAGCUUGAAGUAUCUUUGAAACGCUUAAAUGUUUCCCAAUUCGCCAAUAACACGAAGUUGGAUGCCUUGCCGCAGUCCUCCUCUAAACGGGACGGAGGAGCUUCGUCCUCUUCUAUGGCUGUCGCUUCCGGGAAUGUCUCUAAUGACCCCUUUUUGUUCUAUCAACCUUUUCCGCACUCUCACAUAUACCUUGCCCCGCUUGAUGUACGCAUAUUGCGUUCUGUUUUUGGUAGCUACCAGGCGUUCCCCGAUGAGAUUCAGCCACUGGUGGAACAUGUGUCUUCUGGUCAUUCAGUCGAUCGUGAACUGAAGCAGCGAUGUAAGUAUCUGAGCCAUUUGCCUGAUGGCUGUGAAGUUUCAUUCAUUGAGUGUGACUGGUCACAGGUUGUUCCUGCUGAUGCGUUAGCUCCGUUCAAGGAUGCCAUUCACCGCCGUCGUCGUGCACACAAAGAGCAGGAUAAGUGGGAGGAACGCCAGCGGAAACGUGCUAUGGAGGCUACGGAAAACCAAAUUUACUCUGAACUGAACCUGCAACGACCAUUGAAUGAACCUAGACCUCCUCGUGAUGAACUGUUUGGUGUUGACGCUUUUCCCACUUUAGGUAGUGAGAAGUCGCAAGCUUCUACACCCAAAAAUGAAAGCGCCAGUGCUUCUACCGCUUCGCUCCCCGUAAAAACUACGGUUUGGGGAACUCGUGUGGUUGAUACAUCAACCGGCAAUUCUGACUCUGAUGAGCCAGAUGGUUGGGGUGUUGAUUGGAAGCAACUCAAUGCGUCUCUUCAGAAAGACUCUUCAACUGUUGACAAUGGCAACAAGAAGAAGAAAAAGAAAAAGAAAAAAUUGGUUCUUUUAAGUAGCGGUGGCCCUCACCGUUAA